This is a messenger RNA of Thamnophis sirtalis, 7910 nucleotides long. The record is from RefSeq and is a predicted model, not a curated record. NCBI's taxonomy places the organism in Eukaryota, Metazoa, Chordata, Lepidosauria, Squamata, Natricidae.
CCUGACCCGCUGUUCAACAUGGCUGCGGCCAUCAAGCUCGAUGGCAUCGGGAAGGAGAGCUUGCGCAGAAAAUAGUAAAACUGUUUUUGGGGGUUCUCCCAGGAAAUACAUUGUAAGCAACAGCUGUAUAUAUAUAUGAAAUAUAUUUAAAAGUAGGAGCUGAUGAAUCAAGGUUUUGCCUUUUGAAGCAGGAAAAUGUAUCCAUUUGGUAGGGAGGAAGCAGCAUCACUUGAACGACUCUUCUGGUUCUUCUCUGAAUGUAUGCAAAGGGGAGACUGGGAACUUGCACGGGCCUGUGUCCCUCAGUUACAGCAGUUGCAAGAUGAUGGCUCUGAAAAGGUUGAAAAAAUCCUUCAUGCCCUGAUAAUCUGCCCUUCCCGUUUGAGGAGUGAAUCAAAGCACAGUCCUCAAAAACUUGCUUGGUUUUGGCUGCUUGUAUUGCAGGAAUGGCUAUCACACAAACAGAAAACUGUCCCAGCAGUUCUCCAAAGAGAAACUGAAUUCUUGCUUCUCCUAGAAGAACUGGAAAAGGAUGUCCCAUUUGGUGUUUUAAAGGAACUUUAUGAAGCAUUUGAGGACAAUCAUUUGUUGCAUAGGAAACAAAGAGAUGGAUCAGUACAGAAAUUUGGUGUGGAGCUGAUGUCUACUCUUCAAAAAAUGCUCUUGCAGGCUCCCCGGAAAUUGCAAUCGAUACUGGAACUACUUCAGCGUGAUCCUGUGGAAUGUAGCUCUUCAGUAAUACAAAGUGGCUUGCCACAGAACAUUUUUGUCGGCUUCCUUUGGGAUUCACUCAAAUGUUUGAAGCGUCUUCAGCUAAAUCCAGAAUUACUGGAGAGAGAGGGGAAUAAAGUCACAGAUGAAAUCUAUAACGCCCUGAGUAUGUUGAAUUUGAAGGUGGACAAUCAGACGAGAGAGUUAAGGCUCCUCUGCAGAGAACUUCUGGAUGCUUGUUGGUUUGAGCAGAGUCCUCUUAGAGAGGAGAGGCUACUCAGCUGCAUGUUACGAAAAGACAGCCAUGCCUUGCUUAGUCUCUUUGGCAGUGUAUUUAUUGAGAAGAUGAAAGAAAAACUGUUGAGUCAAAAGUUACCAGGCAAAGGUACAUCUGAACAUCCGGAUGCUGAACGGGUAGUGAUGGCAUUGUUUUUGGAUCAUGAGCAUGCUUAUUCUUGGAAAGCUGCUUAUUUCUACUAUCUUAGCAGCAACAAACACUUUUUGGAACAAAUUCUGAUUACAGCAUUAACUUUACUGAAAAGGGAAGACUUCUCAAGCCUCAGCAGAUUACUGACACAGGAAUUCAGCUACCUCAGUCGCCUCCUGAUAUUGCUUGGUUGGACGCAGUGUUGCAGUUUAGAAUCGGCAAAGAUGCUGCUGCAGACCCUACAUAAAUCUCAGGGUUUCUACAAUGACUUAAUUGCAUCCCGGACAAUGUUCUUCUGCAGCAUCUUCAUAGUUUGGAGUGCCAUUCUUCCCUUUACCUUCUGUACCAACUUACAGACCUCUUAGCCUUGAAUGAGGAAGCAGUAAUUGAGCUUUUCCAGAAAAUCCCAACUAAGUACACAAAAGUUCAAGAUUCAGCAGUGAUGCCAGAUGUUCGCCUUUUGAGUCAACAGCAUAAUCUUACUCUUUACAAGGCAUUUUGUGCCAUGAAGUAUGCCAUCUAUGCAUUAUGUGUCAAAUCACACAGAGGUUCAAACUGCAGACACUGUGCAAACUACUUUGUCACUGAGCUCCCUCAUAAACUUCUGGAGAAGAAUGAAUUUCCCAGUCAACUUCUCUACCCAGAUACAGAUUAUGCAAGUCUCUUUCCUCACUAUCUCUCCAAGUGUCAGAAUUAUUUAAGAAGCAUACCUGCUCCUCUAAGGUUGGAACUCCUGGAAAAUAUAUUCUCUUUGCUCUUUGUUUCUUCAAGUGAUCUCUACGGUGUCAGUCCACAAGAAGAAGAUAAUGCAGAAGAUGCUGGCUUCAGGAAAAAAAGCCAUUUGGGCAAGAGAGCAGAGCGUUGUGCUAGCCAAGAUUCAUCCACCACACCAAGUCCUCAGCACUCUGUCAGUCCUGAGAUGACAGUCCAUGCGCCCACUUUCUCUGCAACCAAGAGCAACCAAGCAUUAUUCAAUUUGGAAUCAAGCAACAUAAAUUGUGGUUCCUUUGGGCUGAGCUAUUUGGAUUUGAAACAUUUCACCAGUAAUAUAUGUGGAUUUCUAGUGGAUGAGGAAGCCUUGGAAAUAUUUCUCAAAAUGCUCAUGGAGCAUCUGAAAGAAAUUGAGGAUUCUUUUGUGUGGGAUUCAAGACACAUCCCUACGAUGGAACUGGCUCUGCUAGAUAGCUUGAAUUUAUCUGUAAAUAAGGAGACCUUUAACAGCCGUGUGCAGCAACUCUCCAAGUAUCUUUCUGAAGCUCAGUGGCGGCACAGAAUAGUGCUCAGCAACAAAAACACAGGUAGUCAUCGUGAUCCAACUAGAACAAACUAUAGUUUCACCAAAGCAUCCUUCUUGAAAAAGCACACACAGUCUCAAAGACAAAAGCCAGAACACAAAAGAACUUCAAACUCAUCACAGGAGAGCUCCAGCAGUGAAUUAAGUGUCACCAGCACAUCAGGUAUGGAAGAGCUUUCUUAUCAUGGAAACCCACAUUGCUUCUGUCUUAGGAACGUUUACCUUAAGAGAGCUUGUAAAAUCUUCAAAUGUGUUUUACAAAAUACUCAGGUUUACUCAUUAAAGCAACCCGUUAAUGGAUGGCAGUACCUGUUUCCAGUGAGAGACGCUGUGCUGAGGAGCAGAUUGUCCCUUCGGUACCUGGAUAGAUGGCCUCUGGAGGCCUGUCUGGAAAUAUUAGCUUAUUGUGCCUGUGACCCCGAAGUAACUGAAGAACUCAAAUUUGAUCUGCAAAGCAAAAUCAAGGAGCUUCAAGUUUAUCAAAAGAUUCUUAGACUACAGGCUGUCCACAUCUGGCAUGACUGGCAGGAUCUAAAGAGGACCUGCACAGAAGAUCCGCAGUCCAUUGUGGCAAUGGUUUUAGAAGCAAAGGAUUAUGAAUUAUGUGAAGAAUGGGGCCGCUUGUAUUCUAUCCCAAGGGAUCAUUUGAUCAGCCUUCACCAGGAACACCUCCUUCAUUUGUUGGAAAUGGGAGAUAUGGAAAAGGCUCUCCAGCUCUUGCAAAGGAUAGAUGAUCCAGACAUUCAGUUUGUCAUAAGUGAACGGUGUCUUGAUAGAUAUCCUAGCUUAGCAGCUUCUCAUUUCCUUGCGGAUUAUCUCACAACGUACUUCAACCAGCACCUGACAGUUAUGCGCCAGAAUGAAAUUCAAGCUCUUUACGUGGGAUCCAAGGUACUGCUGACUCUUCCUGAGCCUUCUCGAUCUAACUAUUCCCACCUCUCCUGCAAGCCGCUGCUCAUGCUGGAGCAGUUAUUGAUGAACAUGAAAGUGGAUUGGGCAGCUGUGGCUGUGCAGAUGUUGCACCAGCUCUUGGUUGGUCAGAAGAUAGGCUUCAGCACAGGAGACAUUGAUGCGUUGCUAUCCAGCUAUGCUGGGAAAGCUCUUGACUUUCCAUUUUCUCUAAGAGAGAAGAGAUCAGAUUCUCUUAUUCCGAUUCAAGAGAAUUUAUGUCCGGGAUCUGAAUCUGACACCUUAUCUAAGUCAGAGUCAACAGAGCAUUUUCCAGCUAGUUCUCCUGAUACAACACAUGCUUCCAACCCAAAAGAGAAAAGCCUUCAGCAAGCUGCGUGUGCUCAGGACUUCGUGCCACCAGAGAAGCCCCCACCCAAACAGCAGUGGAUUCCAGAUGACACAGAAGACACAUGCAUGGUUUGCAAAACAGAACGCUUUACAAUGUUUAAUAGAAGGCAUCACUGCAGACGCUGUGGGCGGCUGGUGUGCAGAUCCUGUUCUACCAAGAACAUGGUUGUGGAAGCUUGUAAGGAAAACCCAGCUCGUGUGUGUGAUCAGUGCUACAGUUAUUUCAACAAGGAAUAUGCAACAACUACAUCCCAAGACUCAGAAAUUUCCAAUGAAGAGGAUCAGAAUCAAGAAGCAGUUGUAUCUUCUGAUAAAGAACGCUCAGAUUACUCUGCAGUUGUACAAAUACCGAAGCCAGCAGAAUUUGAAUGGCAGCUUUCUUUGAUGGAAGAAGACAAUAAAACGAUGCGCAGUGAAUUCUUUUAUGAACAGGCUCCUAGUGCAUCCUUGUGUAUUGCCAUCUUCAAACUGCAUUCUGACAGCAUUGCCUGUGGUCAGCAGUUGAUAGACUAUUGCUGCAAAUUGUCUCGAAGCCUGGCAAACCCUGAAGUGGAUGCUAGUCUCCUCAUAGACAUCAUGAAACAGUUGCUUUUCAGUGCCAAAAUGAUGUUUGUAAAAGCUGGGAGGAGCCAGGAGUUAGCUCUUUGUGACAGUUACCUCAGCAAGGUGGAUGUGUUGAAUAUUUUAGUAGCUGCUGCUUAUCGUCAUGUUCCAUCUCUGGAUCAGAUAUUAGAGCCUGCAGCAGUUAGUAGGCUAAGAAAUCAACUUUUGCAAGCGGAAUACUAUCAACUGUCUGUAGAGGUAACACUACAGGAUGAUGACUAUUUUGCCACUCUGAAAGAACUGGAGGCGAUACUGAGGACACGAAGCCUGUCUCUAGAGAUGACACCAGAGGGGAAGAUGCAACACAACAGCUAUUAUCAGGAAUGCCUUUUCUACUUGCACAAUUAUGGCACCAAUCUAGCAAUCAUUAAUUUUUAUAUGAGGCAUAACUGUAUGCGGGAAGCUCUGCUGCAUUUGUUAAAUAAGGAAAGUCCACCAGAUUUAUUUAUCGAAGGCAUCUUUACCCCAAGUUAUAAAAGUGGAAAACUUCACAUGUUGGAGAACUUGCUGGAAACCAUAGAUCCAGGACUAGAGAGCUGGGGUAUCUAUCUCAUUGCAGCCUGCAAACACUUGCAGAAAAAGAAUUACUACCAUAUCUUGUAUGAACUGCAGCAGUUUAUGAAAGAUCAAGUCCGUGCUGCUAUGACCUGCAUUAGAUUUUUCACAGACAAGGCAAAGUCUUACACUGAGCUGAAAGAAAGGCAAAAAUGGCUCUUAAAGGUCAAGGACCAUCUUAAAGUUUAUCUUCAAGAAGUUUCUAGAAGUUCAGGAAGAAAAAAGUUUGCAUGCUCUUUUCGCAAGAAAAUGUCUGCUCCAGAUGUAUCAAGGCACAUCAAUACAGUUGAACUUCAGAUGGAAGUAACAAAAUUCCUCCAUCGUUGUGAAAAGUCGGGAACUUUAUCUGUAGGUGAUUUACCUGUGCCUACCCUAUUUGGAAACAAUCAAAUGAAGAUUGAGGUUGUUUGUAAGGUCAUGUUGGAAGGCAAAAACAUUGAAGAAGGAUUUGGGAUUUCAUUUAGAAUACUGCAGGACUUCCAGCUGGAUGUUGCUGCUAUAUACAAUAAAGUGGCUAGGCAGCUGGUGAAGCAGCAGAGCUACAGUGAGAUCAGGCAGCUCAUUAAAUGUAUCAAGGAAUCUGGUGCUGCAGAUAAAAAUGAUGGGGACAAUGUCAUCCUCAGUUGCUUGGAUGAGUUUGAUUCUAUCCCUGCUGAGGAGUUGGAUAAUUUAAUCCAGGAUAUGGACAGUGAUGAAAACAAGAUUCAGGCAUACCUGAAAUGCCAUAAACUACGUUCUGCCUACCUUAUCUCUGUAAAACAAGAAAAUGUAAGAGCGGUGCAGUUGGUUCAACACAUACAGCAAAUGGCAGAGGACGGUGGGGAUGAUGUAGUGCAAGCCAUCUGCACCCAGUGGCUUUCAGUACAUCACACUAAGCCGAGAAGCUGGCUUACCCAAAAUUCCAAGAAAUGACUCCCAGAAAAAUUUUGGGUCAUUGUUUCUAAAAAAGGGGAAAUAUUACAUUGUUCUAGAUUCAAUCAUGGCUGCAAACUGGAACGAAGCGGCUUGAAUGCCUGUACUCAAAGGGAAAGGAUCAACUGCCUAAAAGUGCCACUCAUGAUGCAGUGACAACCAACUACCUCUACUUCAGGGUGUUUAUUCUUUACAUACUUCAUAUUUUCAGUGCUGCUUCAGCUGUGUCUUACUUUAUGAUCAUGGAGAUCUCUCUCCUUCAGUCACUGUUUUAUGAAUGCAAAUCCCACAUCCACAAGAUUUUCUAUCUACUUGUGAUUCCCGACACUGCAAAGCUACAGCCAAAUCAAUAAAGAAACGUGCCCAUUUUGAGAUGGGCCCAGUGAUCUAUUGCUUUUCAUAGCACGGAGCUGUAAUUGAAUUCUGUCCAUAAGAGACAACAGGUCUGUAAGCCUACACCUGUUACUAUCUGAGGCAAGGAAAUAACAAGUUAACACAGAAAAUGGAGGAAGAAAUGAUAAAGGUUGCAUAGUAGUUCCCACUUGGAACCUUUACCCAUAUUUGAUACCUUUCCCUGAAGCAGUCUGAAGUUCUCAUUGUCCUUUCAGUGACAUAAUCUAGAAAACGGGAGACCACAGCACACUCUAUAUAAGAGGAUAUGAUUGUAAUUGAUAACAAGUUUUUAAUUUAAAAAAUUCAAACUGUUAUCAAAAUAUUAGUUGUAAGAAAUUAUUCAGGAUGGUUUAAUCUUUGGGUUUUUUAAAAAAAUAAUUAGAUGAACCAUCCUUUCCUACUAAUUUUAGCAAAUAGUGUAAGCUGCGCUCUUUCAGGGAAACAAUAGCCACAGCUCACAGCCACAAGUGUAGUAAUCCUUAAUUUAUUGGAUUUGGCAGCCAGAAAUAACCUUGAGGUUAAGUAACUUGGGAAGGCUAUAUUUAGCUUCCAUUGUUUCAUACCCUUUGGGUCUUAGAAGUUAUCCUAUUAGGAAUCUAAGAGUUAUAAAAUCUGCUUUUGCUAUCAAGCUCAACUGCCAUGCGUCCCAGAUCUGAUUGGGCUUUUUGUGACUCUAAUUACUACUACUACCUUAAGAAAGGAACAGGAUUCAUUAUUUGCUGUGUGUUAAGCUAUACUGCCUAUUGAGUUUAGUAAGUAACAUGGCUUGUACUUUCAUCUCCAAAUUCUUCUCAUCAAUACCUUCCAAAGGGAAGAAAGGAAAGACUGGUGGGGGAGAGAAAAUAGAGGCGAUUGUUGGGUCCACUCUUUGCACUGCAUUUUAUGCACUUUAUAUUGUUUGUUACUCGGAUUCUUUAGAAUUUUUCAAAGAUCCCUUUCUCACCAGCAAAACCUGUCCUGUGACCUAUCCUGUAGGAAACUGUAACGAAGGAAUUCUAAACUUCCAAUGAACAAAAGUGUUAAACUCUCAUUGAGAAAAUAAAGAAUGUGGACAACUUUCUGUCUUAAUUUGUAAUAUUGUUUCUUGUUACAUUUGUAGCUACAGAAUAAUUCAACCUGAAAGAAAUCAAGACAACAAAACCAUGCUGCAACCAUCUAAAAACUUUUUUUUAAAAUAAUUGGUGCAAUUUUGUACCAAUGUUUCCAUACCAUACUGAAUCACAAAUGAGCCAGCAACCUUUUAGCCAAGAAUGCUGUACAAAACCACAUCAAACAAUUCAUAAUUCACACUGCCAGAAAACCCAGGAAAACUAAGGAUUGUUUUUUUUUUGUAGGGGGAAUCAGGAAACCUUCAGCAUGGAGUGGAUAGUUCCAUCCACUAAACAAUUCUAUUUUAAUUGAAUUAAUUGAAUGUGAUCUAUAUCGAUCUAUGAAAAUUCCAUGAAAGUAAUACUUUUCCAGAGUCUCAUAUACAAAAUAUGGAAUUCAGGUGCAGCUGGCCUUUGUAGGUCAAUUCCACUGGAUACCAAGGAGUUCACAACUAACAUUCCAAAGCUUCUUUGCUGUUUCAUCAUUACGUCCUUGAGAUGACACAUAUGCUGGUUUACAAUCACUGUGAUAUAAAGGAAGAAAGUAUAUUAGUAAUGUUCCAUUGCAUUAAUAAUUCUUAUUCUAAUUAAUUAUAUUAAUUUCAGCAUAAUUAUAUUAAAUGAUUAU